CACACACGUACACACACACUCACACUUCAUUGUAAUUAUUUUAAAACAAUAAAAUACAAGGAGAAUUUGCGUCAACUUAAAAAAGGAAUUACUUAAUUUCCAUUCAAAAAUGAAAGAAGCCUUAAAUCGGAUGCAUUGUCAUAGAAAAGCAUGGAAAUGGAUAUUCCACUUGUUCGUCUUUACGAUUUGUAUCAUUUUACUGGUCUAUCGAACAUCGGAAUGGUUACAAGCUUAUCAUUUGUUAUUAAACGAUCAUAAAGUUAAUCGACUGAGUGAUUAUUUUUUACACCACUCAAAUUUCAAUGAAGUCAAUAUGAUCAGUGAUCACACUACUCCUACUACUGAUAUCAAUAGUAGUAGUAGUAGUAGUAAUAAUAAUAAUAACCAUAAUAACAAGAACACUAUUAAUCAGCACAUGUAUAUUGGAAAAACAAACAGUGAUGUAAAAAAGGAUAAACAAAACGCUACAAUUAUUCUAUGUAACAUUAAUCCAAUAAGUAUUCAAUUAUCACUCGGUUUACUUGUAUGUAUUGAAGGGAAUGUUCUAAAUUACGACAGUAUUCUUUUUUUGGGGGGGGGUCAUCCUACUUCAAAAGAAAAUCAGCGACCAUUUUCAGAGGUGUGUGGAUCUAUAGAUUAUUGA
Trichobilharzia szidati is the source of this 643-nucleotide messenger RNA. The record is from the annotation of a GenBank genome assembly. Lineage: Eukaryota; Metazoa; Platyhelminthes; Trematoda; Strigeidida; Schistosomatidae.